AUGCAGAAGUCGUCGGCCGUGAUGGCCGCGUCGAUGAGGUCGAAGUGGAGCACGGCCUUGAGCUCGCGGUACGUGAGCGCGAGGAGGUCGUCGGCGGUGCGGAACGGGGCGCGCGGGUCGUUCUGGUUCGCCUAUGCUGAGGCGGCGACGCCGUUGGCGCGGGCGCGGCCGCUGGGCGUCGAGGCGGCGCCGUUGCUCACUACGGACGUGUAA
Molecule: messenger RNA, 213 nt
Organism: Pelagomonas calceolata
Lineage: Eukaryota; Pelagophyceae; Pelagomonadales; Pelagomonadaceae
Source: the annotation of a GenBank genome assembly